UGCUGCGUGUGCGGGAGAUACGCAAUUGCGUUUUAAAUUUUUCGCGGAGCGUAGGCAGCGCAAAUUAUUCAGAUUGUGCAGUAAUUGUGUGGAACUGAAGAGGAAGACAAUUUUCGCUGUUGAAUUAUUGCAGCCAGCCUUGGAGGCAUCCAACUAAGGCAUAAAACGCUGACAACUUCAAAGGCAUCAGCAGAAACGUAACCCCAGCCGUAAUCGUAACCGUAACCGCAACCCUCCACUUCAACCAGAGUUCAAGCAAAGGCAGGGAGGCUGAAGCCGAAGGCAUUGACAAUGGCUGACGAGUAUAUACCAGAUGUCAGCGUCAUGGAUACAAUUGUGCCCGCCAUUCUGGGACUUACGGCGGCCGCUGUGCUCUCGAUGGUUGCCUGCAUCUGUGCCAAGCAGAUGCGCAUACGCAACAAGAAGCAGAACCAUCAUGACGCCUCGUUCCCAUUCCAGCCGACCCGACGUCCGACCGCAGUUCGUUCGCCGAGCGGUCAGCCACCGCAUUAUCUAAAGAAAUCGCCCUCGCCCACGGGUGGCAAGCAGAUGGGUCUGCUCUCGCCCAUGCAGGAUCAAUCGACAUCGCCGACAGCGCCACCAACAUUGAAAUAUGUCGAGGAGGAUGAGGUGCCAGUAAUUCCGGCUCCGAACAAGCUUCACGUGGUGGACAACAGCAGCAGCCAAAAGCAGCAUCAUUCCCCGGUGGAGACCAUUGCGAACGGCAAUGUGACCAUCACCCUGGAUAACGGACUGACCAACGGCAAGGAGGUGACCGUGGUCGAUCAAUAUGGCAAGCUGGGCACCAUUUACUUCAAGCUACGCUAUCUGGCUGAACGCAAUGCUCUCAUGGUAUCGAUCAUACGUUGUCGGGGAUUGCCGUGCAAGGGCGGACAGAGCGGAACCGGAGACAUACCCACGGGCAUGAAUGGACGCACCCAGGCUGCCACCGAUCCGUAUGUGAAGCUGCAGUUGUUGCCCGACAAACAGCACAAGGUGAAGACACGCGUGGUGCGCAACACCCGGAACCCGGUCUACGACGAGGACUUCACCUUCUACGGCCUGAACAUGAACGAUCUACAGAACAUGUCGCUCCACUUUGUCAUACUCAGCUUCGAUCGUUAUUCGCGCGACGAUGUCAUUGGCGAGGUGGUCUGCCCACUAUCCUCCAUUGAGAUUGGCGACAUAUCGAAGGAGGCCCUGUCCAUUAGCAAGGAGAUUCAGCCACGCAGUCUAAAGAUACGCGCCCAGGGACGUGGGGAGCUGCUGAUCUCAUUGUGCUGGCAACCAGCGGCCGGUCGCUUGACCGUCGUCCUCUUGAAGGCCCGCAAUUUGCCACGCAUGGAUGUCACCGGUCUGGCUGAUCCCUAUGUGAAGAUCUAUUUGUUGUACAAUGGCCAGCGCAUAGCCAAGAAGAAGACACAUGUUAAGAAGCGUACGCUGAGUCCCGUAUUCAAUGAGAGUUUCGCCUUCGAUAUACCAGCAGCUGAGGGCACCGGCGCCACUCUGGAGGGCGUCUCACUGGAGCUGAUGCUACUCGAUUGGGAUCGCGUGACCAAGAAUGAGGUAAUUGGACGCUUGGAGCUGGGAGGGCAGAACUCGAGCAGCACCGCUUUGAAUCAUUGGAAUGAAGUUUGCAACUCACCGCGUCGUCAGAUUGCCGAGUGGCACAAACUGAACGAGUAAGGGGGUUAUCAUCCAAAGAGGGAGAAAAAUAGAGAGCGAAAAUAGGGAGAGAGAGUUGGUGUCGGCGCCGGCGCUGGCGGCUGUAGCGAUUGGAGAGCGUAAGGUUCUGUUCUUAAUUUGAUAAAAUGAUAUCUGAUCCGGUUAGUUUUCAAUCCACACGAUUUUCAUUUUUGUGUUUGGUUGCUUUUCCCACGAGGGCAACGCUAAAAGAAAUUUGUGAGCCAUAUAAGUACUAUAUACACAAAACCAAAACAAUACAUAUACGAGUAUGUGUAUGAGUUGAGGAAAAGGAAAGAAUAAAAAAUACAGACAGAGCUACAACUACAUAAGUAAAUUAAAUGUAUUAGAAAAUGUUUAGUACGUAACAAUGCAUCUAAAUGUAAGAUAAUUGAGAAUACAUAUAAAUAUAGCAGAUAACCAGAAAUAUGCAGAUAUUUGCGAAUAAAAGUGAAAGCGUUUAAGUUGCUGUAAAAAAUCAUAAUUGGCUUGAUUUCAAUCCAUCGGCUUAUAAUUAGUUUCCGUUGCGGCACAAGCUAUUAAGUAGUACUUAUGGUUAUCAUACGCUUCAGACAUCGAUGUUGCAUUCAAUCCAUAUUUGUAUUCAAAGUAUGCCCACCCUGAUAAAGACAUUUACAUAUUGUAUAUGAUUUCUUUAUUAAAGCAAAACCAAUUUACGUAUGUAAGAUACUAAGUAUAUAGAAACUUAAGGAAUAAGCCUCCAUUUCUGUAUCAUUGUUUAAAGCCUAAUUGUUUGAUUGUAAAAAAAAGAAACCCAAUUGAAAUAAGCAGACAAACUACUCAACACUUUCCAAAUCCCAAAACACCAAAAACUAAUCAAAUACGCAUCAGUCUAGAUUGAAGAUAAUUAAUUAAAAGUAGAGAGAAGAAAUAAAAACAAAAAAUACACGCAGAAAAUGCUUAGGCACCAGAGAGCUACAAAAUAAAGAAAAAACAAAAACAAAAGCCCCAAUUGAAAGCAACCAAAAGAAUUAUAUAACUAACGUACGUACAUACAUAAAUACCCAUAUACAUACAUGCAUACAUACAUACUACAAGUAUAUACCACAUACCAUAUAGAGAUAAAGCGUAAAUGUAAAGCUCAAAUAAAAGCAAAAGGCAAAAUGCAAUAAGAUAAAUUAUUUUAAUCACUAAGUACAUCAAUUCCGAAAAUUCAAAACCAAAUAACAACAAAAUGAGGAUUUAAAAGCGAGAUUUAGGGCGAACAUAACCAAUGUACUGAACGAACUAGCAAUUAUUUCUGAAACUUAUUAUAAACCCUGUCGAGUAAAACACCAAUUUCAGUUUUUCAAUAAUUUUGUAAAAUGUUGAAAACUAACUAACCUACUAAUGCAAAAAGUUGAACCAAAUCAUAACUACCUAAAUAUUCUCAAACAUACUAUAAUAGGCGUGUAUAGCUGAUAUAUUAUAUAACAUAUACCCAGCCGUAUGUGAGCAUAACCGAUACCAAUACAACUUCAAUUCGUCUGCAUACAAUAAUUCGAGGAAGUUAGCGAUAUAGUCGAGGGUUUUAGAGAACAAUGAUGAUGAUGAUGAUGAGAUAAACAUAUAGAAGAUAUACAUUAGAAAGUGAAGUAUACAGAAAAACACCCACACACAUAUACAUACAUAUGCGUAAUGUAGAAAUUGUAAUAAAUAUAAAAAAUAUUUGUAAGCAACAUCAAAUGGUUUAUUUCA
Scaptodrosophila lebanonensis is the source of this 3381-nucleotide messenger RNA. RefSeq names its product synaptotagmin-4 (gene Syt4). The record is from RefSeq and is a predicted model, not a curated record. The transcript has 5 exons. NCBI's taxonomy places the organism in Eukaryota, Metazoa, Arthropoda, Insecta, Diptera, Drosophilidae. Gene Ontology annotation, molecular function: calcium ion binding; clathrin binding; SNARE binding. Gene Ontology annotation, cellular component: synapse; axon; membrane. Bases 292 to 1686 code for a protein of 464 amino acids. Gene Ontology annotation, biological process: regulation of dopamine secretion; vesicle fusion; regulation of calcium ion-dependent exocytosis.